This is a messenger RNA of Scatophagus argus, 10834 nucleotides long. It is a transcript of the gene tcf20, whose product is annotated as transcription factor 20. Gene Ontology annotation, cellular component: nucleus. Lineage: Eukaryota; Metazoa; Chordata; Actinopteri; Scatophagidae. Gene Ontology annotation, biological process: regulation of transcription by RNA polymerase II. The record is from RefSeq and is a predicted model, not a curated record. The coding region runs from base 1819 to 9225 and encodes 2468 amino acids. The transcript has 6 exons.
GGGAGGGGGUGCAGGAAUAUAACUGUGUAUGCAUUUUCAAGGCGGUCUUUCUGUUGCAAGAAAAAAACAGUAGUCUAACAGGAAAGCGAAUAGGUCGAGCUCCUGAUGAAGGAAUGCAAAUGCAAUUUAGUGACGGAAACUGACGUUUGAGAUCUUCAUGUGUUCGUGGACGCUUGUGAGAUGGCAGUGUGUUUAAUUUUAGUUCGAGAUAGGUGGAAUCACCUCAGCGGUGUGUGAAAGAGGGAGAGAGAGGCGAGGGAACAAGAGGGGAGGGGGCGGGGGUGUAUGGACCCUCACUGGUUACGGGACCUACAGGCACCCCGAUUGUGCUCUGCUCUCAUCAUUUUUGGAGGUGAGGACAAAAGAAAAAAGGGGAAAUCGGAAGAAAGGCCCAGGAUCUGAGUGUCGUGACGGGCCCCCCGACUUCGCCGCCGCUGGUCGGGGUUGUCUGGACUCAAAAGGGUGAGGGAAAAGCGGCGGAGCGGUCGACUCUAGACUGGGGUUUCCUGCCACAGCAGCGGGAUUGUCACAAAACAGCCUUUCAGUCUUCGAGGGGCCUUGUAUUGCUACGUUUUCAGAGUUGUGAAGGCUUCUGGUCAGCAGCUCCUGGAAAAUGAACUUAUCUGCAUGGAAUUACUGAAGAAAAGAAAAGAAAACAGGAGCUUGAAUUGACUCAACUUGAAGUGGAAUAAAUGGAUUACCCUUCUUUGGAAAACUGUUGCCAUGGAACUAGGUAGAAUUAAAUGAUGGUUGACAGAAAAAAACAAAGGUAAGACCUCUACAUGCUGAAGACACAGGAGAGCACCAAGAAGAAUCUGAACACAGAGUCAAAGAAAAAACAGUUACUAAAUAGGGACCAAAGACUUCUGCAGUCUGAAGGAAUGCAUGUGGUAGCAAGAAAGUGAAGAAGAAAAGAAAAGAAAACAGUAUUUGAAAGGGAAUGACCAAGAAAAAAGCAUCCCCAAAAGUAUUACACUUUGCAUCCCAGAGCUGAUGAGAAUUUCAAUGGAGUGUUUGCCUCUGGGGGUGUUUAGUGAGGGUCUGUAUUCAGACUUUUUGAUUCACGUUCCGGCAGUUUUUGUCUCAUACAGGUGUGGGUCAGGUCUUCGAAAACUUGCGCAUAUUGAUGGACUGAAGGAUUGCUCUGAUGGAACACAGUCUCAAUGGUUUUAUUGAGAUUUUUUUCAUUUUUUUAUUUUUAUUUUAUUUUAUUUUUUGCACAAGAAGCUAUCGGAUCACAACAUAAUUUAAUUGUAACAUAGCUCUGGUUGCUUGAGCUGUGACAGUAGCUGGAGCUUAUACAUUUAAAGACAUUUAAGGUUGAACAUCUCACAUGGUGACGCAUCAGUCAUCCAUGAAAUUAUUGCCCGCUCAGUGCCAAACUGUUUCAUGGAAAGGACUGCAAACUUUUAGUCUUGUAUUUUUCUGCAGUAAAAACCCUCUUUGCUACAUAUCUCUCCUUUUUUGCUUUUUGAAAAUUCAGUUUUCAAAGAUCUUUUUUUUUAAAACCAUUAACAACCUACCACCGUCUCGCUGAAGAAGUAAGAUUUUCACCAUUUGGCCUUUUCGUAUAUUGAUAAAACCAUUUUCUGUUAAAUCCCCCUACCUAAAAAUUGAUUAUAACAUCUGCGGUAUAUAUUCCUCAGCUUGAACUCUUUGGUGAAUUUCGAAAGCAUUUCCUUGUUUUACUGCCAGGCCAUAGUCUCUCUCUUUGUCAUUUAUGGUUACUGCCAUAAGCCUUCCAGUUUCUGAUCAGAAGCAUUCCCUAGUAUAGACAUUGACAGAUAUUUCCGUUUUUAAUCCAAACUUGGAGUAACAAUGCAGAAUUUUUCUAACAGUCCAGCUCCCCCCUCUCUCCCCCCGGGGUUCAGUGGGAGGGGUGGAGGAGGACCUCCAUAUCCCCCUCAGCCAGCAGAUCCCCAGAUCUCCCCAAGGAUGACAGAUGAUUAUGUGGGGAUGCAACAGCAGAGCCUGCACAGAGGCCAUCACCACCCCACUCAAGCCAGCCACAUGCUUGCUUACAGUGCUAGAAACAGGAGCUCUGUGGAGCCACCACCAACACAGGGUACCAUUCACAGUGGCAACACUAGCACUCCUUACAGGAAGGAUGUCAUGGAUUAUUAUUUUUCAAUGGGGGGAAAGGAGAGACACAGAAGAGGGGGCAUGGGUUAUGGGGCAGGCUUUGGAUACCCUAAUAUUGAUGGACAUAUACCUCACCAGUACCGGCAUGCUGGAUCUGGCUCUGCACCGUCAUCUGGCCUGAUGUCACCAUAUCCAGUAGACUAUGGCUCCAGUGCUGGUUCAGGUGGAGGUGCUGGUGCUGGAGCGUUCUCUCCUUCUCAUCAGUACAAUAUGAGUCAGAACCCUGCAAUGCAGUCAGUGUCAGUUUCUCAAAUGCAGCACCGCCAGCAUGGGCAAACCUUCCCAGCUGUCCACCAUGGACAACAGCAUAGGAGCUAUCCACACUCUGGGCACAGAAUGACCCCCCAGUACCCACACUACUCCCCGCAGGGUGGAGCAUCCACAGGGUCAUCAGGAAUGUACAGCCCGCCUCCGCAGAGAUAUCUCGACGGGGCUGCUAGCACUGGGUUCGAUCCCAAAGUCAACAGUUCUCCCAGUGUCAACUCCAGUUCAAACUCUGUCUCCAGUACAGCUGCUGCUAACAAUGUCGGACCAAUGGAGAAUGUUCAACAGAGUUACCAUCCUUCAAAUUAUCCUGGUUACUCCCCACAGACACAUUCACUUCACAAGCAAGCCACAUUACAGCACCGCAACUCACAGCACAACUUAGGGGUAGGCUACGACAACUCUCUUAAGAUGCAGCACCAGGGCCCGUCUCCAGGCUCUGUAUAUGCUAAACAUCAUCAAGCCUCCAAUCCCAAUAUACCUCAAGCAGCAUCUCAAGAAAUAGCCAAAUCACCAAUGCAUCCCAAUGCUCAGCAAGCCCAAAUUAACCAAAACUUUAGCCCAAUAUCCAACCCCUCUCCAGCUGCCUCUGCAGUGCAUUCCCCCAGUUGUAGCUCCUCUCCUUCUCCAUUGAUGGGUGUCUCAGAUGCACAUGGAAACCCCUCAGGUCAUGGUCCUUCACAUCCUCCCACAUCAAACCCCCGUAGCAGCCAUGGUCAGGGUAGAUUACUUCAGACCAUGCCUCAGUUAAGUCCUACACCUAACUCAAAUGGCAGCAUCAGUAGUUGUGGUAGCAGUGGCAGUCAUAAAGCUCACAGCAUGAGCGCAGUUGGAGGGAACAAUCUUCCUCCAACAAGCCGCAACAAAAUGGGUUUAGUGACAGGCAUUGGACCUCGAGAGGAAAGCUCUUCUGUUUAUUCAUCUCCACAUGACAAAAUGCAGGAUGCUGGCUUGAAUAGUCUUAAUGCCUUGAGCUCACAAGUAGCCAAUUUACCAAACACAGUGCAGCACAUGCUCCUCACAGACACAGUGCUUUCACAGAAGAAAGGGAAAGAUGGGGGCCAGAUGCAACAGGCGACACAUGGCGUGCCCUCAUCACAACCAAGGAGUCGAAAUGCAAGCGCAGCCUCAAGUACUAGUACUGUUAAAGAUGGAAGUGCAGCGGGAAUUGGUGAUGGUGCCAGCUUAGAUGCUGGUGCUGAUGAAGACUCCUCGUUGAUGUCAGUUGGAGGCUCAUCAGGGACCAAGGCAGAACGUGAGGAGCAGUUUUCUGAGGGAGAACAUGGGAGAAUGAGGCAGAUGAGUGGUGCAAGCAGUGGAUCUGAACCAGCUAGCUAUCAACCUCCGCCUCAGACUCAAACACAGACUGGACAAGCAUCAAAUGUUAAAACAGUAAUCUCUGAUUCACCGGCAAAGGAAGCAGCUUCCUCUCAAACAAAAACAGUUGAAACUCAUAUUCCCUCUUCAUCGUCAUCAUCUCCAUCCUUUGCAUGUCAGACAUCAGAGGCUGGCCCAGCUUCACAUUCUACACCUCCAGUUUCCUCAUCCACCUCCUCCAGUAUUCCUCCUUCACAACCAAAUUCUGUCUCUGAGCCUGGUUUAGCAUAUAAUGACCACAGAGGUGGCCAUAGGAAGACAACAGAAAUUAAAAAUGAAGUUGUGAAAAAAGAAAACGAAGGUGCAGUUGAGAAAGGAAGUAGCCAAAUACAAAGAGAUGGAGAAGUCAAUACUCAAAAUGGUCAGGAGAAAGAAAAUAGGUUGGUCACUGCAUCCAGAUUACACAAUAAUGAGAGGGAAGAAAAGCACACAUCUGAGGAACAGCAGAGUGCCAGUACUGUUGGUGUGAUCGUUUCAGCUAGAUCUGAAGGAAGUCACACUGAAAAAAGCAAGGAUCCCCAAGACAACUGUAUAGAAGAGAAACAGUCGCAUUCUUACGGAAGAGAGUCAAGCAGUCAUAAUGGGGAGGAAGGCGUCGAUCUGAGUCAAUAUUCCUCCACUCAACAGAAAUCAAAUUUCGGACGGCCUCAAAAUCUUCCCCAGUCUGGACCACAUAAAUUUGGCCACCCAGAAUCAACAUAUGGCUCAGAUUUGUCAAUGAAGAACAGAGGGAGGGCUGGCCCAGGGGGUGCAAUGGAAUCGAAUUCCAGAUACAUGGGGUAUCAACAUUCACAAACUGGUUACGGCCCUGUGCACCCAAAAGAUGCUAGUUCUGUAGCAGAGUCUUUGGUAAAGAGGGGGCAAGGAGCAGGAGUUAAAGGUCAUGAGGAUAAUUCACAAAUGCAGCAAUUUCCAAGCCUUUUACAAGAGGUUCUUCAAGGUUACAAUUUAGAUAGACGUUAUGGCAGGCCAGAACAGGCGUUUCCUGCCCAUCACCAUGUUCAACAGCAGUUUCAAGCUAGACACCCAUAUAGCAUGACUGAAAGUAUGAGGAUGCAGAGCGGAGUAACUGAGGCUUCAGCUCAUUCUGCCCAAGUGGGUAGCUCUGGAAAAACCUCACACCCAAACCAGAGGCAUGGCAGUGAGCCUGAUUUUAUUGCAGAUCCUCAGUCUUCCGUGAAGUCAGAAGUGUCUAAUACUAAGAUAUUGCAAAAUGCAGAAAAAACUGAUGUGUGUGUGUCCCAAAGUCAUUUACCACGGCCUACAGAGUCUCAGCAACCCCCGCCAAAACAUAUUAACUUAGCUGACUAUUCUCUACCACAGAGAAAAGCGUUAUCUAAUGUGCCCACCUCAUCCUCUGCUGUGCAGGAGCUCCUUUUGCAAGAGCCAGAGCCGCUAACAGGCAGCAUUGGUCAAACUGAGUCUCAGAAAUCAUCAGGCUCCAUAUUAGCCCCAUCAGAGCGGCGCUCUGUCAUCUGUGAUGUGUCGCCAAACCGACGCAGCACACCAGAGAGGGACAGGGAAAGUGACAGAGAGAGAGAACGGGAGAAAAGUCAGAGUGGAGCCUCAGUGAUUCAACAGCCAUUUUCCUCUCCAGCAGCAGCCAGUGAUCUGAGUAAGAAGGAUACUGGAGAGAAACAAGUGGUGAAAAUGGAAACAGCAUCAAAAGAGGCUGGCCUGGAUGCUGCAAAUUUACAAACUGAUCAUCAUGGCAGUAGUGGAGCUAAUGAGGCUGAUAUGGAGUAUCAUUCCAAAUCUGUUCACUCAUCUGUUCUACUGAAUGCUGACCCCUACAGGCGAGGUAAUGUUGAUAUUUCUCCCUUGCCCUCUCAUUCUAUGAGCACCCAUCCUUUAUCCUCACCCUCAAGGCAUCAGUCUUAUCUUCAUGGUGUUGAUUUAUCAACUGGCAGCGGUAGCAGUUUUCCUGGAUAUCGAUAUGGAGAUACAAGAGAUGGGAAUAUGAUGGCACGCAGUAACCCUCAUUUCCCCUCCCACCAUCCAUACCACAAUUUACCACCGCAGACUCAAUCCACAAACAAACUUCAAAUGUAUCCUCACCCUCGUGGACCUCCUCAUCACCCCCAUGACAUGAGUGACUGGGUAAAAGCAAUGAACAGGCCGUCAAAAGAGAUGAUGAUGCAGCCUGGCUCUUCUCCAGGAAGACAUAAGGUCAGCCAUUCAGAGCAGAGACAGAGGAUGAUCUCCCAAACUGACAUGAGCAGUGAACAACAUGCAGCCAAAACUCCACUCCAUCAUCAAAGCGCUUACUUCGAUUUAAAAAUGUGGGAGUCAACGCACUCUGGAAGAGAAAGCACUAUAAUGAUUGAGGGAGACUCCUACUACAGAACACAGCCGCCUCCCCCACCCCCGCCUCCCCCUCCUCCUGUAGCCUCACAUGGCCCUGUUCCUCCACAAAUGACUCAUGGCCAAAAUGCUGCUGAGCCUGAGGCCUCCAGAGGAGCCGCAGAGGAAGCCAAACAUCCCUGUCCACCUGUUCCACCCAGCUCCACUAAGCCUUCUGCUGACACGAACUCCACUCAGCCACAGGUGCAGCGCCAGACUAAAGCUGGGGGUUCUGGAGAUACAAAUCCACUAAUAUUGCGAAGGAGAGUUCGUUCUUUUAUCUCUCCUAUUCCCGCCAAAAGGCUACUCCAGGAUGCGUCUCAGCAGAGGGCUGCCACAAAUUCACAUCACUCCCCUGGGGCACAGUCUGAGUCUAGCCAUCACAAUGAGGGUGACUCAUCUAGUUCAGAUGUCCCAUGUCCGAGGCUCUCUUCCCCUUUGCUUGGAGAGAAUAACUAUUCACAACCUCUAUCCCCAUCAAGUGGUAAUACCAAGGUUUUGACCCCAAGGAAAGGACGGGGUUUAAAACUGGAGGCAAUAGUGCAGAAAAUCACCCCGAAUAUUAAAAAGCCAGCAGGCCAUGCUGAUGAUGAGUCAAAUCAUUACCCAGGCUUCUCUCACUCAGAAAUACCACCCUUUAAUGAUUCACAGGACCAAGACUUAGCACAUUUCCCUAGGGUCACAGGAGGGGAUGAUAGUUUCAUUGAUGAAAGUCACUCAUUAAACGACAUGAUUCCCUUCAGAGUAGUUGAUGAGACUGGGCCUUUACCUUCAUCUGCCUACCCAUGUGAUCCUCAUCAGACUUCCCAAGCCCUAAAACAACAAGACUUUGACUUUGGAUUAGGAACUGCUGUGACAUCAGCAUCUGGUGACAAAGAGGAUUUUGCUCUGCUUGGACCUUUACCCCCUCCUCCGCCUCUUCCUCGCCCAGUCCAGGGUUCCCCACCUCCAUCUUCAUCUGCUCUGUCUGACAUUCAGCAUUUCACCAACACUUACCAGCAACUUGAGACAAGAAGAGGAGAGCAGUCUGCCGCUAAUCUCCUUCGACAGAAACUUCAAGAAUCUGGCAUUGGAUUUGAUGAUUAUCCUGGCAGUGACUACUAUGGAACCACCCCACCCCACCACAGCCAGGCUCAAGGACACAUGCUGAAUAGACAACAUCAGAUGUCUUCUGGUAGGCCCAGUCUGUCACCACAAGAUUCUAAGCCACCAGAGAGUGUCGUGCCUAAAGGCUAUUUCCCAUCUGGCAAGAAGAAGGGCAGGCCUGUAGGGAGUGUGAAUAAACAAAAACGGGCCCAGAACCCAGCUCAAACACAGGCGCAGGGCCAGUCUCAAGCUCAGGCUCAGAGCAUAACUCUGAGUGCUCCUCCAGCCCAACCCACUCCACCUUCAGCUGCUGCCACAACCCCACCAACAGUGCAGACUGCCCGGAGCACACCAGAACCUGCAGCACCACCUCUGACACUGUUGGGUGGGGCCAACACUCCUGUGCUGGCCCCACCCAUUUUAACCCAGGUAGUGAAAGUGGAUGUUGAGAGUGAGGACACACAGCCAGAGAUUGAGGUCAAACCUGUGCGAAGAAGAGGCAGAGGUGUGAAAGAUGAAGACGAGCCACUAGGAGCAAGAGGACGACAGAGAAGGAGGAGGAGAGGACCAGCAACAUCAGCACCAGUGGCCAAAGAUGACCCGGAUACACUUUUAGGGGCAGGAGUCAGCCUUGGUACAAAUAGAAUAUUCAUGGAUCCAAACAGAAAGGGCUUGUUUGUUCCACACAUACAUGUGGAGAACAAAAUACCAGAGAUUGGGGCCGUGUGCACCAUUGUAAAUGCUGAAGAGGACAAGAUGAAGGGAGAGCGUAGUGCAGUCGGAGGGAAAGCAGGCGGGAGUGGAAUUGAUUCUCUCCUGACCUCAGCGGUUUCCUCCCAGUUAUCUUGGAGAGACAGAGAAUCAGAGAAAAGGGAGACAGACGAGGUAGAAACUACGCUUCAGUCAGGCAAAGCACUUCCUUCAUCUGGUUAUGUUGUUGCAGGCCCCGUGAUUACAGAGACCAGUCACUCUGGGCGCCUGCUUUGCUGUCUGUGUCAGAAAUGGGCAAAUUACAAACACCUUGGAGAUCUCUAUGGGCCUUUCUAUCCAGCUGAAUAUGCUGCAAAGCUUCCUAAGAACCAGCCCCAGGUCAGACAGUGUCAAGCAACCACAGGCACAAACAAAACAGGACCAAAUUCAGACGUAAGCUCAAACGCCUUGAGCACCAUCCAAGACACACAAACACAAGAUGCUCAGUUUGCCGAGCCCUCAGCAGAGAAUGACUAUGCCAUCAGUCUAGAUUCAAAUCCAGCAUCUCUUACCACUACAGUCAGAACUGCCUCCACAGCUGGUAGAGAGGAAACAACGAUGCACACGGCCUGUAAGCUGAGUAACACCGCCUCCUCUUCAUCAUUCUCCCACACCACCAGUAAAACGACAUCUCUAACCUGGGACAUGAAUCUAGAUAUCCGACCUAUCCCUGAGCUUAAGAGAGAGCCAGACCUUGAGCUUGACCAGCAACAGAUACAAAAGCAGCAACAGCUGCAGCAGCCUAUGGACGAAGCUCAACAACGACCUCAACACAGAAAGCUGACCUCACAUCCCCGCUUUAAAAGGAGGCACAAAUCUAAUGAGGAUUCCCCCAGAAUGGUGCCAUCCAACAGUAAGGCAUCCCUGCCCUUCCAGCCCCCUCCACCAGCCUUGGACUCCCUGGGACCCUUGGCUCAACUUGCCCAGCUGCCUCAGAUGCCCAUGGACCCAGAGGAGCUGUGGGUCCAUGAAGGAUGCAUUGUGUGGACCAGUGGAGUGUACCUUGUCAAUGGGAGACUGUAUGGCCUGCAGGAGGCACUAGAUGGUGCCAGAGAAACAUGCUGCUCAUACUGUGAGAUGGUUGGCUCAACCCUGGGCUGCUACAGUAAAGGCUGCACUCUCCGCUACCACUACCUGUGUGCUAUUGAAGCAGAUUGCUCCAUGAAUGAAGAUAACUUCUCACUGCGGUGUCCUAAGCACAAGUUUACCCAGAACAUCCGGCCAGCCAAGUCCGUUUACCUGGAGCAGUCAGAGAGAGGCUGAGCAAAACGAAGAAGAGACGCAGGAGUCUGGGCGCUGUUAAAUUGGAAGUUAAUAGAAGACUGAGAAGCAAGACUUGUUUGUGAAGCAGCCCCCAAUGUGAAAGGAUGGGACUGGCAUCUGUGACAGACAACAACAAAAGGGAAUGUACAAUUUCUCAACAGAAUCAGCAUUAUUUACAUUUAAGACAAUGGAGAAGAGAAACCUUUUUUUUUUCUAAGAGAAUUAUUGCUCUUUACUUAAAAGCAGAAAAAGAAAAAAAAACAUGGACAUGCAACAUUAAGGAACGGAGCUACAAGUUUAAAAAAAAAAAAAGAAAUUAAAAACCGCAAAGAUAUAAGUGGAAUAAGACAAGACUUCAAAACUGAUGGAGGAACUAAAGGAACUUCUCUGUUAAGAACAACAGAAACAAACUUCCUCUCUAGGCUUACUUUGAUUUUCCUCCGAUACUCUAAAAGUGUUACCCUAUGGUUCAUCAUCAGUUACAUUUUUUUCUGGUUUUCUUUUUAUUGCUUUGAAGAGGCCUGUUCAGAGUAAGUUGGGUAUCGAACCCAGAAACGAAAAGGAGAGAAUUUUGUAUCCUCUCGCAAGUAGUAUCUUAUCUUAUAUUAGGAUGAUCACAAUUAUUAUUUUAGUCCUCAUUAUUAUUUUGUAUCCUUAUCAUUAUUUACUCAUGGAAAUGAAAUGGAUGUAUCUCAAUAUAUUCAGUCAACACAUGAAUUGGAUUUUUAUUUUCUUUUCAUUCCUGGAGAGGGAGGAGCCAGAGUGAUGUCUGGAACGUCAGGGUCGAGUUUGCCACAAAGACAUUAUUGCCUUGGAGAACGGACAUCUGUUGCCUUUCAAGAGUCACGUGUAUGAAUGAGAAGCGAGUGUGUGUGUGAGAAAGUGAAAAAUGCCAAUAUCUGGGUCUUUGAUUCCAUUUUGGUCCUUUUGAAAAGUGUUCUUAUUUUUCAUCACUGGGGUUUUUACGGUACAGAUAGUAUUCAUGAAAAAUCAGAUGGACACAAUCUUAUUUUUCAAGUAUAAAUGUUCACAAUGUGCAAAGAGAAGGACAGAGCCUUGGUAGAGGAGGAGAUAACACUAUGGACUAAUGCGUGUCUGCCAUCUCUAACUGUGCUGAGUGGAAAAAGAUGACUGACUUGACACUGAGAAGAGUUUUCAUCAGUGUGGAACUGUGUACUGGGUGCACUUGUGCUUAAGUCCUACAUAGGAAGUUACGUUAGACUGACAAGUGUCAGUCCCUUGGACAGUGAUGAAACAUUUUUCGAACUGAAAACUUUUGAGAGGACGUCAUAUGAAGGCUGUGAUUGGCCAUCUGUACUGGUGUAUGGGGAGUAAGCCUUACCAAGUACUUUUGAAUGGUUCCAUUUUUCAGUGACACAGCAGAGGUUUGAUCGGGAGAUGCAAAAUCCAUUCAAAAGAAGCAUUGCCAUAAAAUUUAAAAGUGAGUCAUACAUGGUGUUGUCUUUAUCAUUUUUUAUUGUUAUUCUUGUAAAAAAAAAAAAAAAAAAAGUCAAGCUGAGAAUAAGACAGUUACACUAUCAAAAACAUGCUGUAUUAGAAACCUGUCAAUAUGUAUAUGAAUUAUGAAUACACUUAAAAAAUGCUUCAA